GCAGGCAACUGUACCUCGGUUGACACAUACACAACACACACACAUACGCAGAUGCACAGAUCCAGAUCACCCGGAGCGCAGGAGCGAGACAUGCCAUAAAAACACAGACACGACGGGGACAAGCCGCCGCCCUGCGACGCGGAGGAGCUGGGUCGCAGCUGCUCAGGAAUGUCCACCGUGCAGCCCUAGACAGAAAAUGAAGCGCAAGAGCGAGAAGGGACGAGUCGAGUCGAGGAAAAAGCGCUGUGCAGCUCGCAGCAGCUCAGAGGCGGAGCCAAGCUGUGAUAUUUACAUUGAGAUAACAGAUCAACUAUAUUUCGCCGUACUCAAGCAAAAGAUCAAGAGCACAGCUGAGCGACACUGUUUCUGCAUCGACGAAGAGCUGGCGUAUGAGAACUUCUAUGCGGACUUUGGUCCCCUGAACCUGGCCAUGUUUUAUCGCUUCUGUUGCAAGCUGACAAAGAAGCUCAAGUCAAUUACAAUCUCAAGAAAGAAGAUUAUAUUUUAUACAUGUGGUGACCAGAAGAAACAAGCCAAUGCCGCUUACCUAAUAGGCUCAUAUGCUGUAAUGCAUCUAAACAUGAUGCCAGAGGACGCUUACAGUCUGCUUGUGUCACGGAAUUCAUAUAUUCCUUUCAGAGACGCUUCAUUUGGAACCUGCACAUACAAUCUGAACCUCCUAGAUUGCCUCAGUGCAGUGCAGAAGGCACUGCGUUUCGGCUGGUUAGACUUCUCUAACUUUGAUGUAGAGGAGUAUGAGCACUAUGAAAGGGCAGAAAACGGAGACCUAAACUGGAUCAUUCCGGGGAAGUUCCUUGCAUUUAGCGGGCCUCAUCCCAAAAGCAAAAUUGAAAAUGGCUAUCCUCUGCAUGCUCCGGAGGCCUACAUUCCCUACUUCAGGAAACACAACAUCACUGCCGUCAUCCGCCUCAACAAGAAGAUGUACGAUGCCAGGAGAUUUACAGAGUCUGGCUUCGAACAUCAUGACCUGUUCUUUGUGGACGGAAGCACACCGAAUGACUCCAUCGUCAGAAAAUUCCUCAACAUCUGUGAGAACGCGGAAGGAGCCAUUGCUGUUCAUUGCAAAGCUGGGCUUGGAAGGACUGGAACCCUGAUUGGCUGUUACAUGAUGAAACAUUUCCACCUGACUGCUGCAGAAGCCAUAGCCUGGAUCCGGAUCUGCCGGCCAGGGUCUAUUAUUGGGCCACAGCAGAACUUCGUUGAAGAGAAGCAGAAUGGCCUAUGGGCAGAGGGAGACGUUUUCCGGGAGAAGAUGAUGAACGAUCGAGAGAAUGGCAAGAUGGCUGUGACCAGGAUCCUGUCCGGAGUGGAUGACAUAACCAUCAACGGGAGCAACAAGAACAGACCAUCUAAAAAAGAGGACAUGGACCUGUAUAAUGAUGAAGAGGAGAGGAACGGUCUUACACAGGGUGAUAAACUGCGAGCUCUGAAAAGCAAGAGGCAGUCGAGGUCAUCCUCAGGCUCACUAUCGCAGGUGGUAGUGUUCUGCUGCAGCCUCAUGGGCACGGUGUGGCCGAUGUGUUGCCUGCCGUUCAAAAGAUAGCAGAGAGAGGGAGAGAGAGUGGGGGAGAUGGCAGAACAGAGAGGAUGUGAGGUUUUGUAUGCUGGAGGUAAGUGCAUGUCACUUCCUUUUGCACUGACUUCCUCUUCCUGCAGAAGCGGUUGCUUUGCCACUGAACGGUACGGCGAAUGUAAUGGCUGGUUUUCCUUUUCUGCCUUUGGGUGGUGUGAAGUCGACACGCUCUCAGCGGAUGCAUCACAUCUACAUUCCACUGUCUGCUUCAUGGACCCAGAGCUGCUAUGCUUUGAUACUGAGGCUUAUUCGAGACAUCCUGAGUUACAGAAGCUCUCGAGCCGAGCCUGCUGUGCUUGUUAACGGCUCCCAUUAUUCAACUAAUCACAGCUUUUACAAAAGAUCUGGAUUAGUUGAAUGAAGUGUUUUACACUAUUGUUAGUAAGGGAACAUUGGUCCUUGUUAGCGCCGUAUUAAUCUACAGUAUAUAUCCUGAUCAAGCACUUAUGCUUUUGGAAAUUGCCAAUAUCACUUUUAAAUGUCUGGCCGAGGUGUUUGAGUCCAUUAGACGCUGGAGAUGCUAUAUUUGGGACGGUGAAUGCCUCCUGAUCAUUCUAACAGAUCUAAUACAAACAAUGCUUCUGGAAAAGUGCAACGUGAAAACAAGGUCCUCAGUAGUUUCCAGAGGCACAAGGCCGGUUUGCUUGCAGGUCACACACCCUGUAAGUUUUAGCGCUUGCUGCUCAUACGUCUAACUUCCAGCAGAGCGUCACCGUAUGGCUCCACUCUUCUUCUAUGUAACACCAAAGCGCUCAUUGAACUGCAGGGACGAUUAGAAGGAUGGAGGGAAAUCUUUGCUCCUCUGCUUCCUCAUGCAUGGCACCGGGCAUGCAGCCCUUGGACGUGCACGCAUGGACAUGCCUCUGUGUGCAACCUGUCUGUGUCUAACAUGUGAUUAAUGUUGGGCUGGGUUCAUUGUCGAUGGCCUGUUGUUCUUCCAUUGCUUCUGUGACUGGAUCAGUGCUCAGGUCCUUCAGGAUUCAUGAAUAAAGCAAAUUGUAGAGGAAAGAGCAUUUUUGCAGCCUGCUAUCUAGUCUCAUGCUAGUUAUGUCACAAAGGCUGUAACUGUCAAAGUAUCUAAUCAUAGAAACAUGUAUCUACAGGCUGCAGUAACUGAUUUCUUAAUUUUCAUUUUUCAAUAUUGUUUUGUUCCUAAUUCUAAUUUGGUAUAAUUGUUCUAGAAUGGUUUUACAAAGCACCAAUUAGUAUUUUACAAAAUUCAAACACUUCUCAUUUAUCUCUGGCUUAAAUAGAAGCUUGUCAUUACGGGUUGAGUGUAGAACAAACUGCCGACUGGCACUGUUGGAUGCAAGGCUCUGUGGAAGGUAUUUCAUCUGAUCCAGUCCCAGUGGAAAAGCACAACAUCAGAGGCUUUGUGUCCUGCCCGGACGUCUCCUGUCUCUCCUGCAUUUUUCCUUUCCAUUUGCUCUUGUUGUUGGAUUUGUCCUCCUUUCAGAUGGCUGGUAGCCAUGCUCCUCCCCUCCCUGUGUAGCCUUGCCCUGUGGUGGAUUGUGUAUGGCUUCCCUUCUUCCAUCCUGCAUUUGUGUAUAGACGGGUUAGGAUUUCAAUGAGUUCUACGGCCCGUCAGCCCCCUCAAAA
Molecule: messenger RNA, 3193 nt
Organism: Betta splendens (Siamese fighting fish)
Lineage: Eukaryota; Metazoa; Chordata; Actinopteri; Anabantiformes; Osphronemidae
Gene: cdc14b
Product: cell division cycle 14B
Exons: 12
Coding region: 197-1564 (455 amino acids)
Biological process (GO): regulation of exit from mitosis; protein dephosphorylation; positive regulation of cytokinesis
Cellular component (GO): spindle pole; nucleolus; mitotic spindle
Molecular function (GO): protein tyrosine/serine/threonine phosphatase activity; protein serine/threonine phosphatase activity
Source: RefSeq, a predicted model, not a curated record